Cryptomeria japonica (Japanese cedar) is the source of this 552-nucleotide messenger RNA. RefSeq lists its product as uncharacterized. The transcript has 5 exons. The record is from RefSeq and is a predicted model, not a curated record. The coding region runs from base 52 to 552 and encodes 166 amino acids. NCBI's taxonomy places the organism in Eukaryota, Viridiplantae, Streptophyta, Pinopsida, Cupressales, Cupressaceae.
UUCCGUAGGCAAUAUGAAAAGCAGACAAAAAGGACGGUCAUAUGAAAAGGAAUGGCUGGACUGCCGGUUAAACAUCAUCACGCCUGCAAAUAUGUCAAAUCGCACUGUAAUAGUGCUUGUCGGACGGAACGGAGGGAGAAGCAGAGUCGUGAAAUGACCGAAAAUGGACAGAUCCAAAAAGACCCUAGACUUUACGACAUCAUUAUUAAAUCGCGACAAAUGCCGCCCAAAAGUUGCCGUCAGUUACGUCAGAAAGCUGGCCGACCUUUUCCAUGGGAAUUCGGGAAAGAAAGGCCGGGAAAUCUGUGGUAUGUCGUUUUUAGGGUUUCAGACGAGAGUAUAUUUCUGAAUUUGCGGCAAUUGAGGCCGGGCAAUCUGUGGCGUGUCUGUACAUGCCGUUUAAAGGGCUUCAGACGAGAGUAUAUUUCUGAAUUCGCGUCAAUUGAGGCCGGGAAAUCUCAGGGUUCUGUCAAAUUCAACAAAGUUUUUUCGAUUUCUUUAUUUAUUUUUUUUGUUUUUUUUUUUGGAAAGGUUUAUGUCAAAUUCAACUAA